CACUUCUUCACAAAUAACAACUGUGAAGGGUCACCUAAGUAUUCGUUUUCAGAGUGGGGUGGCAAAGUUCCAAAUUUUGUUGCAUUUCUUGGUUCCUUAAGUCGUCAAAAAAAUAAAUAAAUACCUGUAAAAUGCAUCCCUUCCUUUUCUCUGCGAUCCUGUUGGUUGUCAUCGUCGGAAGUGCGUUCACCCAAGAUGUCCGGUUUGCAUGUAAAGAUGGCAAAUUUGGCCCGACAGAAUCUCUCCGAGCAAAGUUGGGGGUUUGUCAUAAAUCUGAAGAGUAUGGGACUGGAGAGGGCAAAAAAGAUUUAAAAUGUGCCGCAUUCUGUUUUACUGAGGCUGUAAAUGGGUUAAAGGACGGACUUCCCGAUAAAGCCGCGUUUGACCAACUCAUCGAAACCGAAGUUCCCGAAGCUGAGAGGAAAGUUGCCAAAGAACAGCUUGCUUUCUGCUUUGAGAAACAUGGAGAAAUUGACUUGAAGGAUGAAAAGUGCGUGAAUAUCGCUGCUUUCAGUGCAUGUGCGACAAGCCUCAUUGCAAAAACGGCGUGUUAGGUGUCAACUAUUUUGGGAGAUUAAAAACGUUUUUAAACGAUGCUAAAUAUUUACAGAAAUAUGUAAAAAAUAAAUACAUAAAUAAAGGUCUGUUAAUAUUUAAUAA
Folsomia candida is the source of this 660-nucleotide messenger RNA. RefSeq lists its product as uncharacterized. The transcript is spliced from 5 exons. Bases 132 to 554 code for a protein of 140 amino acids. The record is from RefSeq and is a predicted model, not a curated record. NCBI's taxonomy places the organism in Eukaryota, Metazoa, Arthropoda, Collembola, Entomobryomorpha, Isotomidae. Gene Ontology annotation, molecular function: odorant binding.